Molecule: messenger RNA, 1926 nt
Organism: Helianthus annuus (common sunflower)
Lineage: Eukaryota; Viridiplantae; Streptophyta; Magnoliopsida; Asterales; Asteraceae
Product: flocculation protein FLO11
Exons: 5
Coding region: 204-1580 (458 amino acids)
Source: RefSeq, a predicted model, not a curated record
AAUAACAUUUAAAACCCAAGAAAAGGACAAAACACCGCUAGUGGUACAAAACUGAUGCUUCCUCAUCAGCACUAGUAACAGUUGUUCAAAUCACACAGAUAGAUAUACAACAAACAAAUUGUAUGUAUUCCAUGAAUUCUCUCAAAACCCCAUCCAAUCUUUCAUCAUAAAGCACCGAUCUUUAGCGCCCAGAUGCGUUGCGAAUGGGGAAAUCCGAACCCCAAUUGCCGAUUAACCACCGUCAGAACCACCAGAACCAGCAGAAUCGAAAUGGGUCGUCGUUGUUUUCUCAAUGCUCGAUGGGUUUUUCAAGAUUUGCUCGAUUAUUCAGUUUUAAGUGCGUUUUUGUUUUGAUUCUUGGUGUUGCGGUUUCUCUCUCUGCGAUCUUUUCGGUCUUUCAUUUGCAUCACCGACAAUCUGGGUUUGAUGCGAGUGGUUUGAUUAAGGAGGGAGCUACAGUGCAAGCAUACUUCAAAUUGGAAAAGCCCGUUUCGUUUCUUAUUUCUCAAAUUACAAGACUAGAGUAUGAUAUCAGCGGUGAAAUAGGCGUCCCUGGUACACAGGUUGCUAUCUUGUCAAUGCACGAAGCUGGUGCAUCUAACUGGACCGAUGUGGUGUUUGGUGUUCUUUCUAAACCUAUGAAUUCUCCUAUAAACUCCAUCUCGUUAAGCGUUUUGAGAUUUUCUUUAGUUGACCUUUUUACUCAAAGUUCCAAUCUGACACUAACAAAAUCAAUAUUUGGGACACCGUCUUCUUUUGAAAUUCUCAAGUUCCCCGGUGGGAUCACGAUCAUUCCUAAGCUAUCUUCUUCUUCGUCUUGGAUACCACCGCAAGUUCUCUUUAACUUUACUCUUCAUAAUUCUAUACAUGAGAUAGAGGAAAAUUAUCUUCAGUUGGAGGAACAACUAAAAUCAGGGUUGCAGCUAAUGUCUUAUGAGAGUGUAUUCGUGCAAGUGACAAACAAAGGUGGAUCAACACACCAUCCACCGGUUACAGUCCAGGCAUCAGUUACGUCAGCCUUCGGGGGUCUCGGGCCUGAAAGAUUGAAGGAAUUAGCACAGGAAAUUAGGGGAUCUUCACCUGCAAAGAAUCUUGGACUAGAUCACUCCAUGUUUGGUAAAGUUAAGGAAAUCAGUUUGUCAUCUUAUCUCUAUCAUACUCUAGAUGCACCCGCACCUACGCCUUCUCCUGCUCCAUCACCUGAUCAAAUGGCACCCGCAUCUACGCCUACACCUAUACCUUCUUCUGCUCCAUCACCUGAUCAGAUGGGACCCAUGAUCUCCCCAUCACCUGACGACAGUCCUUACCGAUCUUUACCUCCUUCUAGUUCUCCGUCACCUGCAAUAGACCCGUCUUGUGGUGGGUCCCCUGGUCCAUGUCAUCGUGCUUCCCCGGAGCUUCCUCCUUUACCUGCUGUGUCCUACGGGUCUAGUCCUCACCACGAAGAUUUGGCCCCUUCACCUCAGAAAGGUUUGGCGCCUUCAUCUCAAUCUUUACCAUCCUCCUCUUCAGAAAGUGGCGGUUUGUGGCGUAUACUCUCUCCGGCGUUGUUCAUCCUAAUCACACUCCAUAUCCUAUAAUAGCAUGCAGAUAUGGUGGCUUACAGUUUUGCUACUAGUAUGAUAGAUGCAAAUCUAUACAUAUACAAUCAACUUCAUCUCUCUCUCUCUCUAUAUAUAUAUCGACACACACACAUAUCACCUGAAUCAUUAACAGUUGCCGGUCAAAGCCAAAAGGUGGCAGGCCUAAUGACAGACAGAAUGUUUGACAGCAGAUGAAUGAAUGUUAAGUGUCCAUGCAGUAGUAGUAUUAUCAAAAAGAUCCAACUAGUUCAAAUGUAAUGAUGUUAUUUUAUGGUUCUUUUUGAGCAUCUGCAUGCAUACUACACUUUCUACAAUCAAUGCAAAACCAACCCUUUUAUGAUCA